AUGGCUGUUGAACAUAUUCGCUCGUCAUUGUACCGGAAACUCGGUCUUCUCUUCUCCUUCUCAUUCACCCUCGCAAAUGUAGAGAAUGUCGAUCAAGACAUCAAACAAUCUGUACGUAAUAAGGUACCAGAAAAUGUACUCGGUGACCCCGCACCGUUUCCAUUCAAGUUCUCCAAGAAGCUCAGCCAUGAUACUACUCAUUCACCUAAGUCUUGGACCCUAGAUUGCCCACUUUCUAUCAGACGCUCUGAGCGAUGUCGUCAGAUCAUAGAGACCACGGCUCAUGCUUUCAUCCUGUAG
Botrytis fragariae is the source of this 300-nucleotide messenger RNA. RefSeq lists its product as uncharacterized. The transcript is spliced from 2 exons. The record is from RefSeq and is a predicted model, not a curated record. The coding region runs from base 1 to 300 and encodes 99 amino acids. NCBI's taxonomy places the organism in Eukaryota, Fungi, Ascomycota, Leotiomycetes, Helotiales, Sclerotiniaceae.